Kluyveromyces lactis is the source of this 633-nucleotide messenger RNA. RefSeq names its product putative tyrosine protein phosphatase OCA1 (gene OCA1). The record is from RefSeq and is a predicted model, not a curated record. Gene Ontology annotation, biological process: protein dephosphorylation. Gene Ontology annotation, molecular function: phosphatase activity. Bases 1 to 633 code for a protein of 210 amino acids. The transcript has a single exon. NCBI's taxonomy places the organism in Eukaryota, Fungi, Ascomycota, Saccharomycetes, Saccharomycetales, Saccharomycetaceae.
AUGUCAGCUAUAGACAACUAUCAAGAUGAGGAAGAAGACGAUAUUGUCUGUGUAAAUGAGGAAAUCGAGACGGGGCAUCCAAGAGUGACAAUAUUACAUCCACCUAACGAAAGAAUUGUUCCGCCUUUGAACUUUUGUCCAGUGGAAAGGUAUCUUUACAGAUCGGGACAACCAUCGAACGUCAAUUUCCCAUUCCUUUUGAAUUUGAAGUUGAAAACUAUUAUAUGGCUUGCGAAUGAAGAACCUCAAGAUGCGCUAUUAGAAUUCUGCGAUGAUCAUAAUAUACAACUACAGUUUGCAGCCAUAAACCCGGACGGCGGAGAAGACGAUAACCCAUGGGAUGGGCUUACCGAACAUUCCAUUAGGAAUGCCCUCCAUACCAUUGUCAAUUCGGAAAGUUAUCCCCUACUUGUCUGUUGCGGCAUGGGAAGACACAGAACAGGUACCGUUAUCGGAUGUUUAAGAAGGUUGAUGGGUUGGAAUUUGGCCAGUGUAUCUGAAGAAUAUAGAAGAUUUACCGGAAGUCGUGGGGGCAGAAUCCUAGUCGAGUUGCUCAUAGAAGCAUUUGACAUUACAUCCGUAGAAAUUGACAGAGAAAAGGCUCCAAACUGGCUCCUUACCGCUUUGUCAUAG